AUGAAAGAUACCUUCAAAAAGAAUCUCCGUAUACAUUUUCGUGAAUACUGCAAUCAUACAAGUGUUCACGGUUUUCAAUAUCUUGGUGAGAAAAACAGGCAUGUCGUCGAAAGAAUUUGGUGGUUUCUUGUUUUUGUAAUUUGCUUGGCUGCUUGCAUUACUUCAAUAUGGGCUGUCUACAAAAAGUGGGAGGGAAGCCCAGUGAUCGUUAACUUUGCCAACACACUAACACCAAUAUACCAAAUUCCUUUUCCUGCCGUAACAAUCUGUCCUGAAGCAAAAUCGAACCAAAAAAUUUUUAAUUUUACCCAAGUAAUGCAGAAUAUGGAGGAUGGAAUCCCAUUAAAUCUUUCUGACGAAGCCCGUUUUGAAUAUAUGUCCCUCAUUUGCAACCACUAUCCAGAACUGAAUUAUACUAACAACGACACUUUCUCCGACGAUUUUUACGAUGUUCUCAGAACCGUUACUCCAGAGUUUCAAAUUCUAAACUGUUCAUUUUUGGAUAGCUUAACCGACAAGUGCGCUGAAUUUUUUGUACCGAUCGUUACUGAGGAGGGAGUUUGUUAUACUUUCAAUAUUCUAGAAGCAAAGGAGAUCUAUAAAGACACUGUAUUAUCGUUUAACGAUUAUCAUCGGAGAUCAAACCUCAACUUGCAAAACAGAACUUCUUGGAGUCUUCAAGAGGGUUACUCUGAAAGUGCCGGGCUAAGUCCUUAUCCUUUACGAGCAUACUUAGCAGGCGCUAAAAAUGGACUCACUUUGACCAUCUUAACAGUAAACGAAGACUUAGAUUAUGCUUGUAAAGAUUCUCUUCAAGGAUACAGGGUUAUACUACAUACCCCCAUGACAAUACCUCGCCCCAGUCAAAAAUAUUUUAGAAUACCUCUCGACCAAAGUGUUAUUGGAGCUAUUGAACCGGUGAUGAUCACUACUUCCAAUAGGGUAAAAGGGUACAAGUCAGAACGACGAAAGUGCUUCUUUUCAUUUGAACGUGAGUUGAGAUAUUUCAAAAAUUAUACCGCAUCCAACUGCAACUUGGAAUGUUUAACCAACUAUACGCUAGAGAUGUGCGGUUGUGUGGAUUUCUAUAUGCCUCGUGAAAAUGGAACAAAGAUUUGUGGCACUGGUAAUAUAGAGUGUAUGAAAAUUGCCGAAGGUGUGAUGCACGAAAUUCAUUUGUCUGUUCAGAUUGAUGACGAAAAGAGCUUCAAGAAAUUUGACUGUAACUGUUUAUCUGUUUGUUCUGACUUAACUUAUGCAGUCGAAACUUCACAAAUAAAUUAUGAAUGGAAAAAUAUGGGUUCUGCUCGACGAAGUCUACCUCGUGUUUCUGCCAAUUCACAUUUGUCUACUUUAACUCUCUUCUUUAAAUCUGAGAGUUUCAUAACUUCAGAAAGAAACGAACUAUAUGGACCCCUCGACUUUAUUUCAAAUUUUGGUGGACUUCUUGGACUCUUCACAGGAUUUUCUAUUUUGUCUUUAAUGGAAAUGGUUUAUUUUAUGUCCAUCAGAAUUCUAUGUAAUAUACGUUUAUUUGGGCGGUGGUCAGGCGCCGAAAAAGAGUAAUUAUUAAAUAAAUAAACUCACGUUACUUAACAAUAGCCAUCAUAAAAUGAAGUACAACAUUUUUAUUGGUAAAGGUGUUUUGAAAAUACUAAUAGUG
Molecule: messenger RNA, 1663 nt
Organism: Zophobas morio
Lineage: Eukaryota; Metazoa; Arthropoda; Insecta; Coleoptera; Tenebrionidae
Product: pickpocket protein 28-like
Exons: 7
Coding region: 1-1566 (521 amino acids)
Biological process (GO): sodium ion transmembrane transport
Cellular component (GO): plasma membrane
Molecular function (GO): ligand-gated sodium channel activity
Source: RefSeq, a predicted model, not a curated record